GCGGGGGGCGUGGCCGGGUGGCAGGAGAUCGAGGCCGAAGACACGUACGGCCCAGAGCGCGGCGGUGACGGAGACGACAGCUGGUGCAGUUCCCCGAAGUGAAGGGUGCAUCCCACCCACCUGCCAACGCCAUGGACGUGUUCAACCGGAACAUUGACUUCAACGCGCUCUUCAAGUUUUCCCACAUCUCUGCCUCCACCCAGCAGCACCUGAAGAGGGUCUAUGCCAGCUUUGCUCUCUGCAUGUUUGUGGCAGCGACCGGAGCCUACAUCAAUGUGGUGACCCAUCUGCUCCGGUUCAGCCUGCUCUCCGGCCUGGGCUCCCUGGCACUGCUGAUCUGGCUGAUGGCCACGCCCCACAGCAGGGAGACGGAGCAGAAGAGGCUGGGGAUUCUGGCUGGCUUUGCCUUCCUGACCGGAGCCAACCUAUGUCCUCUCCUGGAAAUGUGCAUCGCCAUCAACCCCAGCAUCAUCCCCACCGCCUUUCUGGGCACCGCUGUGAUCUUCAGCUGCUUCUCACUGAGCGCCCCCGAAUCCCGACGCCGCAGCUUCCUCUCGCUCGCAGGCUUCCUGCUCUCUGGCCUCUUCCUGAUGCUGCUCUUCUCCUUGAUCAACGUCUUCGUGGGGUCCACUUGGCUGUUCACAGCUAACCUGUACCUCGGGCUGAUGGUCAUGUGUGGGUUCGUCCUCUUCGACACGCAGCUCAUCAUUGAGAAGGCGGAGAGCGGGGACAAGGAUUACAUCUGGUGA
Terrapene triunguis (Three-toed box turtle) is the source of this 749-nucleotide messenger RNA. RefSeq names its product transmembrane BAX inhibitor motif containing 6 (gene TMBIM6). The transcript is spliced from 8 exons. Gene Ontology annotation, biological process: negative regulation of RNA splicing; cellular response to unfolded protein; negative regulation of endoribonuclease activity. The record is from RefSeq and is a predicted model, not a curated record. Gene Ontology annotation, molecular function: enzyme binding. NCBI's taxonomy places the organism in Eukaryota, Metazoa, Chordata, Testudines, Emydidae. Bases 132 to 749 code for a protein of 205 amino acids. Gene Ontology annotation, cellular component: mitochondrial membrane.